Penicillium manginii is the source of this 2865-nucleotide messenger RNA. RefSeq lists its product as uncharacterized. Gene Ontology annotation, molecular function: damaged DNA binding; single-stranded DNA binding. Bases 1 to 2865 code for a protein of 954 amino acids. Gene Ontology annotation, cellular component: nucleotide-excision repair factor 2 complex; cytoplasm; nucleus. The transcript is spliced from 4 exons. Gene Ontology annotation, biological process: nucleotide-excision repair; mismatch repair. Lineage: Eukaryota; Fungi; Ascomycota; Eurotiomycetes; Eurotiales; Aspergillaceae. The record is from RefSeq and is a predicted model, not a curated record.
AUGGCGCGCCAGUCCCAAACCCGCUCCACGCGGGAAAGGGCAUCUCGUGGCCGCCGGCUCAAUGAGAGGACACGAGAGGAGCGAACCCGGGAUGCUUACAACGAGAUGCUUGUCGAGGCUGAAUCUCGAGAUCCUGCCCAGUUCCAGGAAGACCGGCCGAUCAAACGACGCCGAGUGAAUGAGAUGAAAAUUAUUACCCCAGAUUCUGCAUUCCCGAACGAUCCAGAUGAGAUGUCGCAGGAUGAAUCUACACAGCAAGUCCAGACAGUAUAUGAUUCAGGCAGCUCAGAUGAAUCAGAUGUCGAGUGGGAAGACGUCGACAUUCCACAACCUAUACUAGGGCCAUCCAGUGCAUCCUUGGCGGUACAGGGAAACGAUGAACCUUUGGAGAUAACACUGGGACAAGAGCCUCAACCCAGGAAGAAUGCUAUUCAAAAGAGAAAACCCAUCACAGCCGCCGAGAAAAAGAUACGACUGGACACUCACAAAUCCCACCUUCUGUGCCUUUUAGGCCAUGUUAGUUUGAGGAACCGAUGGUGUAACGAUAAUGAAAUUCAUAAAUUUCUGAAAAGGAUGCUCCCCAAAAGGACCUUGACACUUCUCAAUCCAGACGAAAGCAAGCCACAAUUUUCCAGAUCCACAACCUUUAUCGAUGGUCUCAACCAGGCAGCAGAUAUCUUCAGUCGAAAAUUUCGCAUCACUAGGCCAGGGUUAAAGCGCGCACACUGGGCAGAGGGCCAAGAACAGCUGAAGCAAAAAGUGGAAUCUAUCAUGUCCAAUGCCGAGGUAUUUUUGUCAAGGGAGGACUUUAUAUCACAAGCCAAAAUGAUGCAGGGUUCGCGGGAUUUCGGUGCGCAAUUAUUUUGUGCGUUACUGCGCUCAGUUGCAAUAGAAUCAAGGCUCGUGUGUUCACUACAGGCGCUUCCAUUCUCCGGAACGGUCAAGGAUAUGACACCGUCCAAAAAAGGUCCCGAAUACAUCGUUGUCUCUUCUGAUGACCAUGAAACGUCUACAGACGAGCGGAAGAUAGCCACGGCCUCUCCAUCUGCCUCAAGAGUGCGGCGUCUUGGUCGCCCUGAGUUUAAACCGCGCCCUAUUCAGCCUUCGGCGCGUCUAGGCCCUAGCCCGACACCUCGAGAGUCCUCUUAUCCGGUGUUUUGGGUUGAAGCAUUUAAUGAGGCGAUGCAAAAAUGGGUUUCAGUCGACCCCAUCGUGACAAAAACGCUGGGGAAGCCGUUCAAAUUUGAACCACCGGCAAGUGAUCCAUAUAACAUGAUGAACUACGUGGUUGGCUUUGAGGACGAUGCCUCCGCGAGAGACAUUACGAGGCGCUAUACGAAGGCUUACAAUGCAAAAACGCGGAAGUUGCGAGUGGAGUCAACUCGUCAUGGGGAAAAGUGGUGGGAGCAUGCAUUGAAAGCAUACGAAAGACCUUUCUUCGAAGAUCGAGACGAGUUGGAGAUCAGCGAGUUGACCUCGAAGUCUGCGGCUGAACCUAUGCCACGAAACAUCCUAGAUUUCAAGGACCAUCCCGUCUAUGCACUUGAACGCCAUCUACGCCGCAACGAGGUGAUAUUCCCCAAACGCGUCAUUGGAAGCGUUGGAUUGAGCAAGAGUGGCGCGAACAGCGAUACCUUGGACUCAAUCUAUCGUCGUUCGGACGUGCAUACGGUACGCAGCGCAGACAAAUGGUAUCGCAUGGGAAGGGACGUGAAAGUGGGCGAGCAACCUCUCAAGCGUGUCAAUGCAAUAAGACCCAAAGGCGGGGCGACUAGCGACGACGAGACAGAUGAACCAGAGCAAACGGCACUUUAUGCAGAGUACCAAACUCACACAUACCACCCUCCACCUGUGGUCCAAGGGAGAAUACCAAAAAACAGCUAUGGCAACUUGGAUGUAUACGUUCCUAGCAUGGUACCUCCUGGGGGACUUCACAUCAAGCAGCCGGAAGCUGCUCGAGCUGCUCGUCUUCUUGGAAUCGACUAUGCGGAUGCCGUUACUGGAUUCGACUUCAAAGGACGUCGGGGAACAGCAGUAUUUGGGGGAAUUGUGAUUGCCACCGAGUAUCAAGAAGCGCUUGCAGAAGUGCUGAGAGGCUUCGCAGAUGACAGGCAGGAGGCCCUCUUUGAAGCAAGAAGUGCCGAAGCCUUGCGACUUUGGCGAUUAUUCUUGAUCAAGCUUAGGAUUGCGGAGAGAGUCAAGGGCUAUGCAGACGAGGAUGAAGAAGGACCAGAACCACAGUCGCCGAGUAUGAGCAUCGACGAAGACGACGCCGGUGGAGGAUUCUUCCCUGAUCCUGACCAGCCAAAACAGCUUCCCCCUCAAGACUCUAUCACGUCUGAAUCAAGAACUGAUACGAUGUCGCAUGCUGUGAAUGAAUCUAGCCAUGAAGACGAUACUCUAGGCGGUGGAUUUGUUCCCGAUGAAGCCCCGACUGAAGGUGCUGCAGAUACAUUUGUCCAUCAGAAUGAAGAUUACGGCGGCGGUUUUGUCACUGAUGGCCUUCAAGAUGAUGGCUUCGCUGUGAUACCCUCAACGGCCACAAAUUCGUUGACAAGUCUAGAGAAGGCAAAGAGGCGCGGCAUUCCAAAUGCCUCAAGAUACGAACUAGUUGUGGUUGCGAAUCAUAACCCCCAAGGACUUGAGGGAUCAUCUGAGAAAGCUGCCAUUGCUGUUGACUCUUCGACGAAUCGUGACUCCAAGUCCGCCAGCGUGGAACUUAUUUCCAGGCCACCUUCUCCACCUGCAAUUGAGCCCAAGCCAUUGUCACCAGUAGAAUCGGAUAGCGAGAUCGAGAAGGGUUCUCUAUUAUCAGAGGAUCCUGAGGAUGAGGAUGCAGUUCCAGAUUGGCUCAUGUUUGAUUAG